Magnolia sinica is the source of this 2915-nucleotide messenger RNA. Its product is annotated as potassium transporter 1. Gene Ontology annotation, cellular component: membrane. NCBI's taxonomy places the organism in Eukaryota, Viridiplantae, Streptophyta, Magnoliopsida, Magnoliales, Magnoliaceae. Gene Ontology annotation, molecular function: potassium ion transmembrane transporter activity. The coding region runs from base 98 to 2410 and encodes 770 amino acids. The transcript has 9 exons. The record is from RefSeq and is a predicted model, not a curated record. Gene Ontology annotation, biological process: potassium ion transmembrane transport.
CUCUCUCUCUCUCUCUCUCUCUCUCCUUAAAUACAAUCUCCUGACUUCUCUUCUCCUCCUUGACAUCGUCUCUGGCUGUUGGAAAUCCUCUCCUGCCAUGACUCCCACUUCACAAUCCCCAAAAUCACUUUCAGCACGUGGAAUCUCCCCACAUAUUGGUGCCGUGAAUCAGGAUAUGAAGAGGACUUCCUGCAAGGCAGUGUUGACCCUUGCUUACCAGAGUCUUGGAGUGGUUUAUGGAGACCUCAGUACCUCCCCUCUUUAUGUCUACAAAAGCACCUUCUCAGGAAAGUUGAGCCUCCAAGAAAAUGAUGAGGAGAUUUUCGGCGUGCUUUCCUUCAUCUUUUGGACCUUCACCAUCAUCCCCCUCUUCAAGUACAUUUUCAUCGUGUUGUCAGCUGACGACAAUGGUGAAGGUGGUACCUUUGCAUUGUACUCUCUGCUCUGUAGACACGCAAGACUAUGCAUUCUACCCAAUCAACAAUCUGCUGAUGAGAAACUGUCCACAUAUGGCAAGGAAGGAGCAGCUGAUACGUGGCAGAGUUCGAUGCUGAAAUCAUUCUUCGAUAAGCAUCCAAAAUUCCGUAAUGGAUUACUGACCAUUGUUCUGCUAGGAACAUGCAUGACAAUUGGCGAUGGGGUGCUCACCCCAACAAUCUCAGUUCUUUCAGCAGUUUCCGGUGUUAAAGUCAAAAUAACCGAACUUCAUGAGAAUUACAUUGUGGUAAUCUCAUGCGUCAUUUUAGUGGGGCUUUUCUCUCUUCAGCAUCAUGGUACCCACAGGGUUGCUUUCCUGUUUGCGCCCAUUGUCACAGCAUGGCUUCUGUGUAUCAGCAGCAUUGGUAUCUAUAACAUAUUACGGUGGAAUCCGAGUAUUUUCUGUGCACUUUCUCCCUACUACAUGUUUAGGUUCCUCAGAAGCACUGGCACUGAAGGGUGGGUCUCGUUAGGCGGAGUAGUUCUUUGCAUUACUGGUGCGGAGACAAUGUUUGCUGAUUUGGGUCAUUUCUCUCCUCUGUCAAUUAAGAUCACUUUCACAUUUUUUGUAUAUCCAUGUUUGAUUCUUGCAUACAUGGGUGAGGCUGCAUUUCUCUCUAAGCACCAUGAAGACAUUCAGAGAAGCUUCUAUAAAGCCAUACCAGAAGCUGUAUUUUGGCCUGUGUUUGUUGUGGCUACUUUGGCAUCUGUGGUGGGAAGUCAGGCUGUCAUAUCAGCCACGUUUUCUAUGGUAAGCCAGUGCUGCGCUCUGAGCUGUUUCCCUCGUGUGAAGAUCGUUCAUACUUCAAGCCAGAUAUACGGACAAAUAUACAUCCCGGAAGUCAAUUGGAUUCUCAUGUGUUUGUGUUUGGCUGUGACAAUUGGAUUGCGGGACACUAACAUGAUCGGUCAUGCUUAUGGGCUUGCUGUCACAACUGUUAUGUUCGUGACGACUUGUUUGAUGUCUUUGGUCAUAAUAAUUGUGUGGAAGCGAAAGAUAACUUUAGCCAUUGCAUUCCUGGUUUUCUUUGGAUCAAUCGAGCUGCUAUACAUCUCAGCGUCCCUUGUCAAGGUACCUGAAGGUGGUUGGAUACCUCUUGUUCUCUCUCUGAUCUUCAUGGGUAUCAUGUAUGUUUGGAACUAUGGCACACUGAAGAAACAUGAAUUUGAUAUGGAAAACAAGGUUUCAGUGAAACGGAUACUGGCAUCCGGGCCCAGCCUUGGCAUGGUCCGUGUGCCAGGAAUCGGGCUCAUUUACACCGAUCUUGUGACGGGGGUUCCAGCAGUUUUCGGACACUUUGUGACGAACUUGCCUGCAUUCCAUCAGGUAUUGGUUUUUGUGUGUGUCAAAUCAGUUCAAGUCCCAUAUGUACGUGAAAGAGAACGGUUGCUUGUGGGGAGAAUUGGGUCAAAAGAGUAUGCAAUUUUCAGGUGCAUAGUCAGGUAUGGUUACAAGGAUCUGCAACAAGAAGACUACAAUUUUGAGAACAGGUUAGUAGCUGGGAUUCUAGAAUUCGUACAAAUGGAAGGAGAUCAACCCAUGUCCAGAUCGAAUUCUGAACGCUCUUGUGAGGUUGAAAUCUCAGAUGAUGAAGAAGACCAUGAUCGGACAGUGCCAAUGCUUCCCUAUCCUAAUGAUGAAGAGAAUGUUCAGUCAUCGUCCGAUAUCCAAGUAGUGAAAUCGGAAAUCGGGAUUGUGGAGGAUUCCCAUCAUAGCAAGGAGUCAUUAGAGAUCAUGAAGGCAAGGGAAUCCGGCGUGGCUUACAUUCUUGGGCACUCGUAUGCCAAGGCAAAAAAAUCGUCGUCCCUUCUCAAGAAGUUUGCAAUCAACAUCAUUUAUGACUUUCUUAGCAAAAACUGCAGGGGACCCGAUGUUGUUUUGAAUGUGCCUCACACAUCGAUGCUGGAAGUCGGUAUGGUCUACUAUGUCUAACUGAAAGAAAAUGCUGUUCUACUCUAACCAACGCUUAUGCCGCACCUUGUUCUGUCGAAGGACAUGAAUAAAACCAUUGUCUUGUAUGGCCUUGUUCAGGCACAUGAAUUCCUAAAAUCAGGAUUUUCAGAUAAUCAAGAUUUGGUGGGACCCAAGCAUGUUUUGAAUUUCUUGAUUUUGCGAAUUUCUUUCGGUAAGGUGACAAGAAAGAUCUGAUGUGGGCCUUCCUUCAAUGGCAAUGGCGAGAGCAUCGAUUCUGUUCAAAUUGCAUGAUGAUUCUCCUUGUCAUCCUGAGCUGGGCUCAAUGUUCUUCAAUUUCCAUGGCGUCCUGUAGAUGGUAUAUGUACACAGUAGAUCCGUUUAUACACAUGUUGAACAAGAAAUGUAUACAUGGAGAAAGUUGGCUGGCUGAUCCGACCAUAGAUAAAUGGUAGAGACGUAUUCCAUUGGGUUGUAUCUUCUAGACACAAGAAAUAUAUGGUAUUUGAAGAUGUAUAUUCUGUUA